UGGAAUGCUUUGCCUGCGGGGGAAUCACUUCUAGCAGAAAACCAGGACAUGGGAGAAACAGGAGCGUCUUCCUGGCUGCGUGGCGUCAUUGUGCUACUUUUUUUCCCGGCGUGGUGUUGCUUGUAAGCCGAAGGAAUCUUCCCGUGUGGCAUUCUGCCCUCCUCCGGCAACCUGAGCACAACUGUCAAAUAGAACAUGCCUGCUACUCAAGGAGGGAAAGGAUCAGGCCGGAAGUCAAAGCAAAUUGUUGCAAAGACAUCUUUAAAUAACCCCUAUGCCCUCCAGUGGAGCACCUUGGAUGGAACAGACAUGCACUUCAUAUUGGAGGCCUUGGAAGAUGCAAUGAAACAGGUUGGACUUAAAAAGAUAGAGUGUCGGAGGAAGAAAAAACCCUUUUUAUCAAAAAAGCAAGAUAAUGAGCAAUGGCAGGAUGAUUCCAGCAAAGUUCCAGAGAGAAAUGACAGUGAGGUCUCCAAAGCACACGGGUGGACUGAUUUGAGCAUCAGAGGCCAACUUGCUAUUGGAAUCAAUGAAGUAACCAGAGCUCUGGAAAAAAAUGAACUCCUUCUAGUGCUGGUAUGUAAGUCUGCCAAACCUACCAUGAUCACAUCACACCUUAUUCUGCUCAGUGCAAGUCGUGCCAUCCCCGCCUGUCAGGUUCCCCGUCUCAGUGAGAGACUAGCACCAGUUCUUGGGUUAAUGUCAGUCCUAGCUCUAGGAUUUAAACGGAGCACCGAUGCCUUUGCAGAAGUGGCUAAAGCCAUCAUUCCACGAAUCCCUAGCUUGGAUGUGCCAUGGAUUCAGCACGGAACUGAACCACCUCCUGCGAGUGAAGUUAUUCACCAAAUGGAUUUGCAGGCUGGUGAGCUGACCCAUUCGGAACCUGGAGAGUGUGCUUCAAGCCAUAAGAAGAGGAGAACUGAUAGCAGCCAGCUUCUCUCCCCCACUAUGACACUGCAAGCUCUCAAAGUUAAAAAAAUAGUUCCUAACCCAAGUAAGAGAAGAAAACUCCCCAAAACUAAAAAACGGAUUUCAAAAUAACUGACUAGUCUGACUAAGCUCCUAGAGAGCGUGCAUAUAUGCCUAGAUAUGUCUGCAUAAAUUAAAACCAACAUUUGGAUCACCUUGCAAACAAA
This is a messenger RNA of Heteronotia binoei (common prickly gecko), 1136 nucleotides long. RefSeq names its product ribonuclease P/MRP subunit p38 (gene RPP38). Gene Ontology annotation, molecular function: ribonuclease P RNA binding; ribonuclease P activity. The record is from RefSeq and is a predicted model, not a curated record. The transcript has 2 exons. Gene Ontology annotation, biological process: tRNA 5'-leader removal. NCBI's taxonomy places the organism in Eukaryota, Metazoa, Chordata, Lepidosauria, Squamata, Gekkonidae. Gene Ontology annotation, cellular component: fibrillar center; nucleolar ribonuclease P complex; ribonuclease MRP complex. Bases 196 to 1041 code for a protein of 281 amino acids.